AUGUCUUCCGACAGCAACGUUUUUGUCGACCUCACGUCCUCGCCCGGUUCAUCCCCUCGUUCUGCUGCGCGCGGCACUCCUGCCACUGUGUCGACCAUCGAGCUGGCCGAUCCUUCGUUGGACCUUGCCGGCGUGCGGGCCUCGCUGGGUGCGCUGCAGCAGUCCAUUGACCAAGUCGAGGCGCUGCGUGAACUUCGCUUGGAUCACGCGAACCUGCGCCGCGAGUUCCUGGCUGCGCGACGCCGUGCAGAGGAUCUGGAUCGUCAGCUUGCGGACGCGGCCAAUGCUGCAUCG
Phytophthora nicotianae INRA-310 is the source of this 294-nucleotide messenger RNA. RefSeq lists its product as hypothetical. Lineage: Eukaryota; Oomycota; Peronosporomycetes; Peronosporales; Peronosporaceae. The record is from RefSeq and is a predicted model, not a curated record. The transcript has 2 exons. The annotation marks the transcript as partial.